Messenger RNA from Miscanthus lutarioriparius, 915 nucleotides. The record is from the annotation of a GenBank genome assembly. NCBI's taxonomy places the organism in Eukaryota, Viridiplantae, Streptophyta, Magnoliopsida, Poales, Poaceae.
AUGGCCGGCUACCCCUACGGCUCCGGCGGGGGAUACGGCGCCCCGCCGCCGUACGGCUCCUCGCCCGCGUCCUCCGCGCCGCCCUACGGCGAGACGAAGCCCCCCAAGGAAGGCAAGACCUCCUCCUCCUCCUCCGGCUCCGCGCCCCCCUACUACGGCGCGCCGCCCCCCUCCCAGCCCCCCUACGGCGGUGGGGGCGGCUACGGCGCACCACCCCAGCAGUACGGCGGCGGCCCGCCCUACGGCGAGACGAAGCCCCCCAAGGAAGGCAAGACCUCCUCCGGCUCCGCGCCCCCCUACUACGGCGCGCCGCCCCCCUCCCAGCCCCCCUACGGCGGUGGGGGCGGCUACGGCGCCACCCCAGCAGUACGGCGGCGCACCGCCCUACGGCGCCCCACCCCCGCCGUACGGGGGAGGAGGACCUGCAGGGCCGCCGACCGCGACGGCAGCGGCAUAAUCGACGACAAGGAGCUGCAGUCCGCGCUGUCGGGGUACAACCAGAGCUUCAGCCUCCGCACCGUCCACCUCCUCAUGUACCUCUUCACCAACACCAACGUCCGCAAGAUCGGACCCAAGGAAUUUACUUCUGUGUUUUACAGUCUUCAGAACUGGAGAGCAAUAUUUGAGAGGUUUGAUCGUGAUCGAAGUGGUAGGAUUGACACAUCAGAACUGCGUGAUGCUCUUCUCAAUCUGGGAUAUUCUGUCUCUCCAACCGUCCUCGAUCUGCUUGUGUCUAAAUUUGAUAAGACUGGGGGCAAGAGCAAAGCAAUUGAAUAUGAUAACUUCAUUGAAUGCUGCCUCACUGUUAAGGGACUGACUGAGAAGUUCAAGGAGAAGGACACUGCGUACUCUGGGUCGGCAACUUUUACCUACGAGGCCUUCAUGCUGACCGUGCUCCCUUUCCUCAUCGCGUAG